AUGAUCUCCAGCGAAGCGUCCUUUUCGCGUUGGACAGCUUGGGCUCAAGUCCUGGCUGGACACCUGAUAAUCUUCGAUACUUUUGGGUACAUUGGUUCGUGGGGUUUCUUUGAAUCCUACUAUGAGAAACCCCUCAAUGCCUCAUUGUCAUCCAUCUCAUGGAUAGGAUCUGUUCAGAUCUUCCUCGUGUACUUCAUCGGCACUUUUUCUGGUCGAGCUCUAGAUGCAGGAUACCUGAAGACUACGGUUGCUCUUGGCUGCUUCUGCCAGGUGCUGGGAAUAUUUAUGACCUCGUGUGCGAAGAGCUAUGCAUUUCUGUUCUUAAGUCAGGGAGUUUUGGUGGGCAUUGGGAAUGGGUUGGCCUUUUGUCCAAUGAUCAGUCUCAUUUCGACGUACUAUACGAACAAGUCGAGGGCGUUAGCAGUCUCAUUCGCAGCUGCCGGCGCUGCCACUGGCGGCAUUAUAUUCCCCAUCAUUGCUAGGAAUAUGCUCGGAGGACCCGGUAUUGGAUGGACACUCAGAGUCAUGGGCUUCGUGUUUCUCUCGAAUUCGGUCGUCGCCAUCUCUCUUCUGAGAGUACAUGUCAAACCUCGAAAGUCCGGCCCAUUGAUAGAAUGGGCAGCAUUCAGAGAACUUCCCUAUUUGCUAUUCUGUCUAGGAACCUUUCUGGCACUAUGGGGCGUGUACUUUGCGUAUUACUAUAUCUCCGUGUUUGGCAAGACAAUCAUCCAGGUCCCGCCGGACCAGCUUUUCUAUCUGAUCAUGGCGCUCAAUGGUAUUGGAAUAUUUGGGCGCGUCUUGCCGGCAUGGCUCGUUACCCGUGUUCCUGGGGUUCUUUAUAUCCUCAUUCCGAUGUCCUUCAUGGCUGGCCUGAUGUUAUACCUCUGGGCACUAGUCACUAGUAAAGACGAACUCAUCAUCUGGAUAGUGUUCUAUGGUUUCUUUGCCAAUGCCGUACAGGGCUUAUUCGUCGGUGGUGUAGGUAGCCUUACAAAAGAUAAGCAGAAAAUGGGCGUUAGGAUAGGAAUGGUGUUUACAAUAGUCAGCUUCGCAAGUUUGACUGGUCCACCCAUUGCAGGCGCGUUGAUUGAUGCUCGAGACGGAAAUUUCCUGUAUGCUCAAAUCUUUGGUGGAACUGUGAUGGUGUGUAGUUCAUCUGCUUUGAUUAUGGCAGCCAUUUCAAAAAGGAAGGCGGAUCUGGAGUCAUGA
Molecule: messenger RNA, 1209 nt
Organism: Mollisia scopiformis
Lineage: Eukaryota; Fungi; Ascomycota; Leotiomycetes; Helotiales; Mollisiaceae
Product: MFS general substrate transporter
Exons: 3
Coding region: 1-1209 (402 amino acids)
Biological process (GO): transmembrane transport
Cellular component (GO): fungal-type vacuole membrane
Molecular function (GO): transmembrane transporter activity
Source: RefSeq, a predicted model, not a curated record